CAAUAUUGGGUUGCGCCCGUGAGGAGUAAUAAAUUGAUUUGAAUUAGAAGAGGAUUGAAUGGGAUGGAAGAAGAUGAUGUGCAAUUAAACCCAAAUCCUUCUUCAUUAAUGGAGAUCAGAAUUGCGUGCUUAGGGGUUAUAUACUACGGAGUAUAAAUACAUACACGAGCUGCCCGUUGCUUCGUCAGCGCCGCCGUCGAUGGAUACCCCAGCCGUCGUUGUGAUUACGUUCGUCCUGUCCCUGACUAUCACUCGCUCCCCUUUCGUCGCCGGAGAAAUCAAGCACACUGAGAUCCGGGCAGAUGGCAGGUCGGUGAUUAGUCUAAACGAGUUUUUCUUCACCAGGGGCGGCGGGCAAUUGGAGCUCAACAUCACCAGCCUCUCCUUCCUCCCUGCGCCGCCGCCCGACCCGGCCUCCCUCUCCAAAAUCGGCUUCGUCCUCUUGCCGCCCCUCACAUGGGCAAAACUGUUCAACCCCCUCACCUGCGCCUUCGAUUACCCCGACGCCCACAAGGUGCUAACCAUGGAUCAGAUCCCCACAGCCGCCUCUGCCGAAUGGAAUCUUCUUCUCCCCUCUCCCCCACCCAACUACCGCGAAUUGGUGUUUGCAAAUUGUCUCUCUUUCGAAUUGAAGGUCUUCCUGAAUGUCCGCUCUGCAAUGUACAACCAAGUGGAGAGCAGAGCUGGAAAGCCUCCCACAAUUAGUCAUCUCAUGGGUGGCCCAGCAGUACCCAAGAUUCAUUUCCAGUUCUCCAAUGUUUACGUUGCUUUGGGGGUCAUUUGGAUUGGGCAUGUACUGCUUAACAAGAAUAGGCAGCAUAAUGUUGGAUGGAUCCAUUACCACAUGCUGGCUACCUUGCUGUUGAAGGCCUUGAACCUGUUCUGCGAAGCUAAACAGAAGUUUUAUAUUGAGCGAACCGGAUCGGCUACAAGGUGGUUGGAUUUCUGGUCCUGGACAUCAAGUAUCUUCGAGACGUAUUCUUUUCGCACUGCAAUGUAUUUAAUUGGAUCACUUGGAUGCACUCAAUCGCAGUUAAGACUAGAUGAAUUUGAAAAGUUUGUCCUUUUCCCGCUUUUGGGUGUCUCACCAUACCCUUGGUUCUUAGUGUUUGCACUGCAGUCUUCUUUGUCUGCCAAGAAGAAACUGCUGGUGGACCGAGCUAAUCAUAAGAGGGCUACCAUUGUUCUGAAGAAGUAUGAGGCUAUCAGCCAUUACAUCAAACAGACGGAAUGGUACAUUUUCAUUGGUCUUCACUUGGAGUUCUUAUUCACCCUUUCGAAACAUUCAUUUCCAACCCAUUUGGCUCUUGUGGCUUGGGAGCUUAGAACACUUGCGCUCUAUGCAUACACAGGGUACAUGUUGGCUCCCAAGGAAGACAAUCCUGAUCAUCAAAACCUUGUGAUUAACGAUGAUGAGGAGAAGGCUGCAAUUAGAAGGCUGAAUGCCAUAGAUAAGGAGGAGUAUGAUCGUAGAUACGGAGUACAUUUCUAAUAGUAUUCUAUAAAGUUAUUGCAAUUACAGAUGUGUUGCAAUUUGAUAUUUUAUAUAAAAAAUGAAACUAAAGAUGGAAAAAUAAGUUAAGUUGGAGUAGAUAUUAAAGUUGUCAUGAUAGAUCAUCGAUAUAUGGUGGUGUCAAUAAAAUCUCAUACACUCGUGUACAUAAGAAUAUAAUAUUCCUAUAUAGGAAAACUUCUUAAAUUACUCCUAGGUCACUUACGUAAACCCUCGUUAUUGAAUUUUGGUUAGGUGAACUCAUUUUAAUAUCCUCUAUAACUCUUACUCUCUCCAUCACAAUAGAUUGUCGUAGUUUGACUUUUUGAGUCAAACUAUAACAUACUUUGACCACAAAUUCAAGAACCAACUAUGACAAACCCCAAGCUUUUCAGGCUAAGAACUGAUGUAAGAAAUUCUAAACUUUGGCUUUAGAUUCGUGUGUUACAUUGUCAAUAUAUUUGUUCUUUUUUGAUAAGUUACCACGAGUAUAUUAUGAAUGUGCCAGAUAUUUUUUGUACUUUAGGUUCUGUUUGGGAAGACUGCAUUGGUAUAUCUGUAAUGGAGUGUUGUUUUUCUCCAUCGAUGGAUGACCAAAAGACAAAGAGAUGAACUUGAUGGACUGUGAAGCUGCAGUUUCCUCCUAUGUUGGCGGUUCAUAGAGCCUCAAAUAUGGUUGAUAGAGAAGCUAUACAAAGAUAUAAGAGCUACUAUAAGCUCCAAAGCAAGCUAUUGAUGAGAAUGUUAAACCGUCUGAGAUUGAAGAGGUUGAACCAUCUAGGACAACUCUUGGACGACAUUAUCUCCAAGACAUCAGGCUGCAGAAGGUGCAAGAACUGCUUCUAAUUUAAAUACUAGUCAGUACUGGGUUUAGUUGUCUGGUGUGAUAUUCUUUGCAUCUGUUUUCAGUGUUUAAUAAGGGAAGAAAGGAGUACCAAAAAAACAAAAUAAAAUAAGGGAACACUC
This is a messenger RNA of Cuscuta campestris, 2458 nucleotides long. NCBI's taxonomy places the organism in Eukaryota, Viridiplantae, Streptophyta, Magnoliopsida, Solanales, Convolvulaceae. The record is from the annotation of a GenBank genome assembly.